UCUGGAGAGGGAACGAGAGAGGAGGAGGAGGAGGUGGUGGAGGAGAGGGAGAAGAAGAAGACGAAGAAGGGAGGGAGGGGAGGCGAGGAGAUAAGCCACAACAGGAAGCAAAACGACACACACACACGCGUACACAAGAGUGUGUGCGCGUCCGAGAGAGAGAGAGAGACUGCGCGAACAAGAGGGUGAACGGGAAAGGAAGGGAGGGAGAGUGACGCGGAGGCUGGGAGAGCCUGGCCCCCCCCUCCUCCUCCUCCUCCUCCUCCUCUCCUCCUCUCCCUCUCUUUCUCUCCUCUCCUCCUCUCCUCCCCUCCUCCCCCUCUCUCUCUCUGUGGAGCAGGCGUGUAGCGGCAUCAGACUCGGCGUGAAGGAACCAUGAGCGAUGUCACCAUCGUCAGAGAGGGAUGGCUCCAGAAACGGGGUGAAUACAUAAAGAACUGGCGACCGCGUUACUUCCUGUUGAAGACAGACGGCUCCUUCAUCGGCUACAAAGAGAAACCUCAGGACGCAGACCUGCCCUACCCCCUGAAUAACUUUUCUGUAGCAAAAUGUCAGCUGAUGAAGACAGAGAGGCCAAAGCCAAACACCUUCAUCAUACGCUGCCUCCAGUGGACCACAGUCAUCGAGAGGACCUUCCACGUGGACACUCCUGAUGAGAGAGAUGAAUGGACCGACGCCAUUCAGAUGGUCGCCGACAAGCUGCAGAGACAAGAGGAGGAGAGGAUCCAGUGCAGCCCCACCUCCAACAUCGACAACAUGGUCGAGGAGGAGAUGGACAUCUCUACCAUACAACACAAACGCAAGACAAUGAGUGACUUCGACUACCUGAAGCUGCUGGGAAAGGGAACCUUUGGCAAAGUGAUUCUGGUCCGAGAAAAGGCCAGCGGGAAAUAUUAUGCCAUGAAAAUCCUAAAGAAAGAAGUCAUCAUAGCCAAGGAUGAAGUGGCUCACACACUCACAGAGAGCAGAGUACUGAAAAACACCAGACAUCCUUUUCUCACCUCACUGAAGUAUUCAUUCCAGACUAAAGACCGCCUCUGUUUCGUCAUGGAGUAUGUGAAUGGAGGAGAGCUGUUUUUCCAUUUGUCCAGAGAGCGGGUGUUCUCGGAGGAGCGCACACGCUUCUACGGCGCCGAGAUCGUCUCAGCCCUCGACUACCUGCACUCCGCCAAGAUUGUGUACCGGGACCUCAAGUUGGAAAACCUGAUGCUGGAUAAAGACGGCCAUGUCAAGAUCACUGAUUUCGGCCUCUGCAAGGAGGGGAUCACAGACGCUGCUACCAUGAAGACCUUCUGUGGCACUCCAGAGUACCUAGCACCAGAGGUCCUGGAGGACAACGACUACGGCCGGGCGGUGGACUGGUGGGGUUUGGGCGUGGUGACGUACGAGAUGAUGUGCGGCCGCCUGCCGUUCUACAACCAGGACCACGAGAAGCUGUUUGAGCUCAUCCUCAUGGAGGACAUCAAGUUCCCUCGCACUCUGUCGUCCGACGCCAAGUCGCUGCUGUCCGGCCUGCUCAUCAAGGACCCCAACAAAAGGUUGGGUGGAGGACCAGAUGAUGCUAAAGAAAUAAUGAGACACAGCUUCUUCACUGGAGUUGACUGGCAGGACGUCUACGAUAAAAAGCUCGUCCCGCCCUUCAAGCCUCAGGUGACGUCGGAGACAGACACCAGAUACUUUGACGAGGAGUUCACAGCCCAGACCAUCACCGUCACUCCACCAGAGAAAUUUGACGAGGACGGGAUGGACUGUCUGGACAACGAGAGACGGCCGCACUUCCCGCAGUUCUCCUACUCGGCCAGCGGGCGGGAAUGAUCAGUGCGUCCCGUGGAACUGACAGCUGGUCUCUGAGGUCAUCAGUGUGGGACAAAGACCCACAGCUUUGGACUGACCCAAAACAAACAAUGACUUGAAGGAUCUAGCCCUUCUCCUCCUCUUCUUCACCUCUCUAUCCAUUAAGUUAUUCUGAUUUUUGUGAAUCCAUCUUUAGAAAGAAAUUCCGGGGCAAGAUUUCCCUCUAAAUCCUGCACUGCAUCCCCAGGUGAUCCGAGCUGUGAUGUGAUCACUUACUAUGUAAUGUCCCUUUAAUGACAGGAGCAUCACCGGUGGCCUGCUGUGCUUUGACGUAUGUGGGUGCCGACAAACGUAAAAAACAAGCGCCUCUGAUCAAGUUAGACGACAGCUGAUGGAAUUUAUUUUUUAAAAGGAGUCGUCGUGUUUUCGUGGCUUCCCAUCCGUACGAGGGAGACGCAGCGUUUUAAGUCGUUCGAAACCCCAAACUGCCGUUUCCGGUUGUAUCUCAGGCUUUUUGCAAACAGAUUCUCAGACUCAGCGAGACGCUCGGCUCUGAUUUCACGUCCUGACGUAGAUAACACAUCUGGGAUCGACUGAGGCUGCCUGGCGUUGAGGGAACAGUUGUCGCCGACGAGCAGAAUCCUGCACACCUCGUGUCACCGAGCGGGAUUCCACUCAGGGUUUUGCUCAGUGCAAUUCGUUAUUAUUGUUGCUGCUAUUUCAACUACUACUACAACUACUACAGGUACUACUGCUAUACUUCUAAAACCCGGUGCUACACUACUAGCUUGAUGCUGCAGGUCAUUACACAGGCGUCCAGCAACACAUCAGCCACCUUUAUCCACUUCCAUGCUUGUACAGCUGCAGCACAGACGCUACCACGACAGGUCUGUAGAUCGAGAUGAUGGGAUGUGAUGUGAUGUGUGUGUGAGUGUGAGUGUGUGUGCGAGGUACUAUUGUGAUUGUCGUCAUUGUUAUCGGUCUGUGUUGAAGAUCGCGCCUCAAAGCACAGCAGCUCAGAAGGAUGAAGCUCCCAAACCGUGAGCUUUACUACGUUACCCACAAUGCAGUGCAAGGUGGCUAAUAUAUCUGGGAUUGCAGAGGUGAAAAAGGAGAGGAUGGUUUUAACGACUUGCCCGCCCCCCCCAGUCACUCCCUUCCCCAGAGUUCUUUCUCUUUUAUUUAUUUCUCAAACAGCUGUGAGUCCCUCUGAGUUUCAGUCUCUGUCACAAAAGGGAAAAAACGUUUUGAAAAGGAGCUCGGCGUGGACGACGGAGAGCUUUACUGGGACGUUUUGUUCUCACGGCUUCGGGAAGAACACGGCUGUGCCUGUGUGUGUCCCUGUGCAGGAAAGGGAAAACACACAACAGGGACAGACUCACCGCAAUGUGGAGAGUAGAGUCCAGGACGGCAGGUCCACAGUGAUGAGCAGAGACAGAGAGACAGUGUGUGUGUGUGUGUGUGUGUACAGGUAAACGGCUCCAUGAAUGAUACAAUAUGAGAUAUUUACAAUGUGAUAUUUUAUGAGGCGUCCACGGUCGCGAGGUAACUGUCAAUCUCCUGUUUCCUGUGUGACUUCCUCACGAAGGAUUUAAAAUCAAAGGUUUUGGGUUUACACCGAUCACAGCAAAGGCUAUAAUAUAUACAUGUUCUAUUUAUUGUUCUACUCAUCGGUUUUAUAUUUAACUUUUCUAUUGUUAUGACGUUAUCCUAGAGAUAAUUAUUUCUUAGGGCUGAGAGAGAGACAAAAAAGAAAAAAAAGAAAAGGCACCUCAAGAAACAAAAAUGGCUGAAGAAUGUAGGAGGGAAAGCAGAUGGCCUUCCUGCUCCAUCGUGUAUUUGAUUGUCUGUGUGUUGUUUUCUGACCAAAAUGUGACGGGACGCGUGGAAGACGACGAGAGUUUCACUGUGAGCAGAAAAAAGAAAGAAGAAAACUUUAUCCAAAUCCCCCCCACAGGUGUCGAGCGUGAAGCCUCGCGUCACCUGACACUGACACGAAUGUCCGCCAUCUUUAAUCUGGUCACAGGUUCGAGGGGCGGGGAAGUUCAGAGAGAGAAAGACGAAGAGGAAGUCGAGUGGAAAAGAAUAAACGAGUGCAGCACAGAAUGUAAAGCAGGAAGUGAGGAAAGAGUUUCACGACUAGAGAAAAGUGCGUGGAGGGGAAGGAGAGCAGGAAGUCGAAGAGGAAGCGCGAGAGGGUUCAAAGGUCAGCGUUUGUCGGAUCUUCACACGAGACUCUCCUCCAUCUUUCAACGCGUCCCGACAUCUCUCCGGUCCUGUUUGUCUUUUUGCGAUUGUUUUGUCGUCAUUGUCUUCCAGUUUGAACCAACAACGAUUCUGAACUCCGGGCCUGGUUGAGCCACGAGCUCCAAACUUUGACAUCCAGCACCUAAAUCUGAGAUAUAUUUUUAAAAAAAAUCCAAAAAUAGCUCCACGUGGGAGACGUCAACGACAAAGAGGACGACGGGGGGCCGGGGGAGGGGGGGGGGUGCUCUCUUUAGAAAACUGCAUUCCACUCUUAUUUAUGUGAAUGUUUUUAUGAUCGUUGGAUAACUUGAAUUUCUCUUUUUCUGUUUAAUUUAUUUGAUGUGAGUUUAGCAGUGAGGGGGCGUAGUCGUGUUUCUCUCUGCGGUUUAAUUCUUCAGAGACUUUGUUCUAAAAUAAAUGCCUCUGUUGUUUUGUUUUUUUUCUUUUCUUUACAGAUAUUAUAUAAACGACACAUUACCCGUUUUCCUGCUGCUCUAAUGUCCACAUGAUUUUACUCUUCCACAUCAAUAGAACUGCAAUUAGCGAAAGGCAAAAGCGCUUUACCAUAGGAAGUGUAAGAGGACGACGGACAGCCCCCCCCCCCCCCCCCCAGCAUGCUGUAGUCCUCUUCUCUCCACUGCACCAGUCCUGAGUCAAAGUGGCACACACAACUCUUAUGAAAAAUACUUUUCUGUGUCUGGCACAGCGGGAAAACAGCCGGAAAAGUUCAAAAUAAGUAGAAAUCCCACCCAGCUGGCACCUUCCUCCGGCUCAGGCAAGCGCUCCACAGUAUUUGGAAGGAUUUCAGCUCUGCUCUGACCCAGGUCUGCGAGCGACUGAGGAGUUCUAUCUGCAUGUGCACGCUCAACGCCAAAAACCAUUAGACGCCAGAGUUCAUAAAAUACCGCUUUUUAUCUUUGGCCACAGCACUUUCACAUCCAUCACUUUUUUACAUGAUUCAGAGGAAUCUGAUUCAGCUCUGCUUUAAAAGGAGAAUUUCCUUUUUUUAUAUUCGCUUUUUUUCAUGUUUUUAAGAAAAAUUUGGAUUUUUUUUUUAAAGCACAUCUCCGCUCCACUCACGGCCGGCGGCUUUGAUGCUGCUCGGAUGUCUUGAGCUGGCAACACCCUGGUGAUUGUGUCUCACAUGCCAGAGACGAGUCAGUGCUGUCCCUGUAGAGUGGGUCAGUGCUGUCCCUGCAGAGCGGGUCCUGAACAAGGCUCAGUGUGAAUCCACUGACGCCUCCGGCUCCUUCCUCAAAUAGUUUCCCCUCAAACUCUCCUCAUUCAACCCUCGAUUCAAAGGUCCCAGACCACGACAGAAGAAAUGUUUUCUCCUCCAGCUCCUGUGAGAGAAGGUGGAGUUCAGUGACCCUCCUCAUCCCAGUGGGUUUUCACUUUGAGACUAUGAACCAGUCGUGGGCACAUGCCGUCGGGUGCGUUUACGUCUUCAAGCGGCUGCUGCUGUUUGUACAUCCAUCACACAACAGAUCUGACUCCAAGAGCUUUUGAAUAAUGUGUAGAACUCCUCUAAAAGACCUUCGCUGUUCUGUGGUGAGCUCGUCCGUUGUUAAUGAACCGACGGGCGUCAGCCAAAAUCACAAACUUCUGGCAUUUACUGGACAUAAGUAAACAGAGUGUUUGGAAGGACUUCUGAGAGUGUUUGACCUCAUGCCCCCCCUCUUCUCUCUGGUACUAGUCUACUAUCAUCAUGGUUAUUAACAUGAACAAGCAUGGGAUGCAUUUAUUUGUAAACAGCAAACAAAAAAGAAAAAACAGCAAACAUACAAAUAUUAGAAAUAAAGGUGUAACACUUCCCUCUCAUGUCCAUGUCCAUGUCCAUGUCCAUCUACUGAAGCUUUACAGUCAUGCAGGACGUUGAUGGACAGCCUCCAGCUGUUCACUGAGCCGGGCGGAGUUUCCCCCGAGGCGCUGGAGUCCGCUCCGGACCUCAGAACCACGUCGACUCUUGAGUCCGCGUCGGGGGAAGCUCUGCAGAUUCCAGGGAGGGGGGUUCACGGAAGAGCAGAUCGAACAGCCUUUCUCUGUCCCUCCUGCUGUGAGGACGCAGUGCUGCUGGCCACUGAGGCCGCCGGGAUGUGAACACAACGAAUUACCAUCAACAUGAAGCUGUUUUUUUUUACACUGUACAUCCUUAGUAUUUUUACACAUAAAAAUGUAUAUGAUAGGGAUGCACAUUAUUUUCCUUCUUACGGACAGCUUCAAUAAAGCACUAUGUCAAUCUGCA
Molecule: messenger RNA, 6286 nt
Organism: Platichthys flesus (European flounder)
Lineage: Eukaryota; Metazoa; Chordata; Actinopteri; Pleuronectiformes; Pleuronectidae
Gene: akt3a
Product: v-akt murine thymoma viral oncogene homolog 3a
Exons: 13
Coding region: 376-1815 (479 amino acids)
Biological process (GO): protein phosphorylation
Molecular function (GO): ATP binding; protein serine/threonine kinase activity
Source: RefSeq, a predicted model, not a curated record